AUGCAGACAUUUGUAACACAGCAGUGGAAGAAUAGCAAAGAGAAAUCUAAUUGUACGCACAAUAAGAAGGUGUCUGACAAAAAGGUGAAAUCCCCUCUGCACAUCUUUUCUACAUUGCGCAGGUCGCCAAGUUAUCCUCCACCUGGCUGUGGUAAAAAUAAAUCAAAACUGAAGUCAGAACAAGAUGGCAUCUCCAAAACUCACAAGCUACUGAGAAGGACUUGCUCCAGCACAGUUAAGGCAGAGGACGUGUGUGCCACAAAAUCUCACAGAACCUUUGGCCGCUCGUUGUCUAGUGACCCCAGAGCUGAACAGACAAUGGCUAUUAAAUCGCACAAACUCUUGAAUCGUUCUUGCUCUGCAGCCGUCAAGCAGGAGGAGUGCAUUACUUUAAAGCCCCACAAGUUAUUAAGUAGGUCAUGUUCUGGGGAUCCUCGAUGUGAGCACAACAGCACCUUGAAGCCCCACAAACUUUUAAGCAGGUCUUACUCCAGUAAUCUUAGAAUGGAAGAAUUGGAUGGAUUGAAGAAUCACAAAUUACUCAGCAAGACCUACUCCAAUGCCCCUAAAUCAUCCAAAAUGGAGCCUUUCAAGGAGUCCAACAUAGCAGAGGGCAGGCGGCUCUCUCUUACCUCAGGGCUUAUUGGUAUCUUAACACCAUCUUCAUCAUCACCUUCACAAGCUGCUCAAAACUAUGGUGCAAAAUGCAUUCCGGUACGAGACCGUGGCUUUCUUGUGCAGACUAUUGAAUUUGCUGAGCAGCGGAUACCAGUAUUGAAUGAAUACUGUGUAGUUUGUGAUGAACCCCAUGUGUUCCAGAAUGGCCCUAUGCUGAGGGCUCUCUUAAUCUCUUACUGAGGAUACGUAAAGAGGCUAUCUUACUGAAGAGAAUUAAGAGGAAAUUCUUAAUAUUUCGCUUGGGAAUUCCUGUUUGAAACAGAUUAUGGACCUUGCAGGACAUCU
Messenger RNA from Meleagris gallopavo (turkey), 963 nucleotides. Lineage: Eukaryota; Metazoa; Chordata; Aves; Galliformes; Phasianidae. The record is from RefSeq and is a predicted model, not a curated record.